UAGAAAUUUAUUAUGUUUGCCAAAGAAAUGGAGGAAAUCCCAGAUGAGCACAAUGCUAUUGCAAGACCUUGAAACAAUAGACAUUAUAGCGAAACAAAGACAAGUCUGCUAGUGCUAGACAAAGGGCAUGUUCGGGAAGAUGAAAAAGACAUUUUUGUUCAAGAGCUCAAGAUUUAUUCUAUAUCUAAAUCACGCCAGCACUCAGUAAAGAUUAAGUUAGACGGAGGACUAGGCACCCCUAAACUUGACCACAGGAAGUUUAAUAUGGCCUCUUCAUCAAUAAUUUCCAAUUCAUCAGAUGGUAUGAGGAAGCUUAGUAGAUUUAGUAAAAGGUAUAAAUCAAACUGUACUACACCCUCAAAGAGAAAGAAGGGAAAGAAGAUAACUCGAGUACGGAAAAAUAAGAGAAUGUCUAAAGCUAAAAGUAAUUUCAGCCGCAAGAGGAGAGGAAUGAAUCCUGCUGGCAACUUUCUUGCUCUCAACUCCAGCUAAAGCAUGGCUCACUAACAUCAUUGAUACUAUAAAGACCAGUAAACCUUAUAAUUAUGUAUAAAUAUCUCUG
Molecule: messenger RNA, 562 nt
Organism: Moneuplotes crassus
Lineage: Eukaryota; Ciliophora; Spirotrichea; Euplotida; Euplotidae
Source: the annotation of a GenBank genome assembly